This is a messenger RNA of Puccinia graminis f. sp. tritici CRL 75-36-700-3, 1161 nucleotides long. RefSeq lists its product as uncharacterized. Gene Ontology annotation, cellular component: mitochondrial small ribosomal subunit. The coding region runs from base 1 to 1161 and encodes 386 amino acids. Lineage: Eukaryota; Fungi; Basidiomycota; Pucciniomycetes; Pucciniales; Pucciniaceae. Gene Ontology annotation, biological process: mitochondrial translation. The record is from RefSeq and is a predicted model, not a curated record. Gene Ontology annotation, molecular function: structural constituent of ribosome. The transcript has 2 exons.
AUGGUAUCGAGCUCACUACUAUCAACAGCCAACAAACGACUCAUCCAACCCACCCGAUGGCUCAUCCACAACUCACAAAACAACAUCAUCAUCACUGGAAAUAGCCACAGCAGAACCAACGAGGAGCGACGAUCGUUCUCAGUCAGUCACAUCAUCCAAGCCGGCGGGAAGAACAAGAUCAAAGUAUCCAGCAAGGGCAAGUUCAAAGACCAUAGACUCGGCGGGCCGGGGAUGGAGGAAGCAUUCGACAUCGAGCGCGACCUCGCUAAACCUUUCGCUAUGCAGGAUGUCCCCGCGGUCACUCAUUUGAGAUGGGCGGAGGCGCGGAAACGGUUGAAUAAAUUACGGGCUAUCAAGUUUCAAAUGCCAUCUCUCAUCAAAUACCAGCAACCUUUUGUGCCUCCUCCGCCUGAUGCACAUGUGAUUGUACGGACCCAAGACGACAUGGGCUUCCAUCGCGGAAAGCUAGACUCGCAACGGGCCAACAAGAAAGCGAGCAUCCAAGUGAAUCUGUCCAAGAUCCCGGAGCUGCAGGCCUCGUCUGCAGCGAUGCAUAAGUUCAAACUAUUGAGUGGAAAACGAUGGUUCGAAUCAGAGAUCCGGUCCGAGUUCGACAUGAGUGACCAUCAUGGGGAUCCCCACGGGCUGGUCAAGAUCUCCUGCGACGAUUACUCGACUGCCCAGAUGAAUCAGAAAUGGUGUUCGGAUACCUUAGACCGACUGAUCAAGGAGGCCACUCGACUGGAAGACGCAGACCCGAUGACCGACAUCCCUCUCGACCCCAAACCCACCCUCCAACGCAGACAUCGCAACAAACAUCGGCCCUGGUCCGUCCAGCCGGAUCUUAACACCCAUUUCCCCAAGGAAUGGCUCCCCGACUCCGCCCGAACUCGCCUCGAUUCCGCACAAUCAUCUAAAAAGAAGAUCCUCAUCCAUCAGAAACAGGAGCUCGUUAAACUCGACCAUCAGCUUCGUCAACUCAUCAAGUGGGACGGUAUCGGAAUCGCUCCAGUCGGAUUCUUCAAUAAGUUGGAUCCUUCGGUUAAACUAGAAAUCCAGCAUUUAAUUACUCGACGUAAUCAAAUCAGAGAUCUGUCUAACCAUCUCGAUCGCCAUUAUCUCAAAAACUUUCAGCACACUCAAUCUACUCCUUCUCCUUGA